AUGCUGCGUGCCAUCAAGAAUGAUUCCCAGGCCUUUGCAUCUGAGUUGGAGUACAGUGCCUUUGAGCCUGCCGAUUGGGACAUGUGGGUAUUGGUGAACAGCGAGCAAGCAGCAAUGCAUGUGUCCACUCUGCUUUGCAAAUACUUUAAAGACGUGCUACUCGACAGUUUGCGCAUGAACAAAGAGAUCCGAAGGAAGCGAGUGUACACAGUGGUGAAAGCUAGCGACUGUGCUGUGCCCAUGGUCGUAACAGAAACACCGUACCCAGCACGCCUGACCGGGAUAGCGCUGGGAGAACGGAGCGGUGCAGCAGCGGUAGAGAUGUGUGAGUCACAGCUGAUCGAGGCGUUGCGGCCAUGUAUAAACGCAACGAUACAGGCACUUGACGAGCGGCUCAGUCAAGCAUCCAUGGGGCGCAUAUUCGUGACAGGUGGGGAUGCAAUGAGGCGCUUCGACAGCGGGAUCCGCGUCUCAAAAGACAUCGACACAAAGAUAUAUGUGCCUCCAGGGCAGCACUUGGAUGAUGUGGUCAGCUUGGCUACCGAACUGGUCGGGAAGGCAGUCACUAUCAUGGUGAAAGAGCGGGCUCAAUUACUGCCACGCAACAUCGAAAGGGUCAUCAAUGGCACGCCCGUGGGCUUCAUGUACAGGAUUCGUGACGAUGAUAAUCUGCAGUUCAGGCUGCGCUACCUGCCUAAGGAGCCUAACGGCCGCCCGCGGCUAGUAAGCAUCAAUUACAGGAUGAAAGUGAGGGUGGGGAGCCUCGAAUUCAACCAAAACAUCCCAGUACUGGACGUGGUCGUUCAGAGGGCACCGAAAUCAACGGAUCCGCGCGAGGCCAGCACCAAGCCCCCAAUUGCGGGGCUACCAUGGCUCGUUGACGACAUCAAGCACACAUGGCAGUCGAGCUCGAGGGCAAAGCAGCGCGUGUGGGCAGGCAAGCGAGCUAAGAAUCUGGAUAGACUUCAGGAGCUACAAAGGAGACUAGACGCUGGCCGUUCAGCAAGAGAGGGCAAUCUCGGACGGGUUAAUAUGGGGGUCUUGGAGUAUCUACGAGACAGUUCCAAAGCGCCUCUGAUUCUU
Molecule: messenger RNA, 1083 nt
Organism: Klebsormidium nitens
Lineage: Eukaryota; Viridiplantae; Streptophyta; Klebsormidiophyceae; Klebsormidiales; Klebsormidiaceae
Source: the annotation of a GenBank genome assembly